Trichogramma pretiosum is the source of this 930-nucleotide messenger RNA. RefSeq lists its product as uncharacterized. The coding region runs from base 361 to 927 and encodes 188 amino acids. The transcript is spliced from 2 exons. NCBI's taxonomy places the organism in Eukaryota, Metazoa, Arthropoda, Insecta, Hymenoptera, Trichogrammatidae. The record is from RefSeq and is a predicted model, not a curated record.
UGGCGCUGCUAACUAAACGUCAUCGUGUGCUAGAUACUCGAUGGUCGAGUAACCGUCCCGCGCCACACGUGUGAUUCUCCCGCUUUAAAGACAAAGCACGACACACACUUUUGCAAGAGUUUUAAAGACUCUGAAGUAUCGUGCAAAAACAUACGAUUGUAUCGUGAGUUGCAUUUCUGCAAAUCUUUAUCGCACUGCUGUUAUUAUUGUUGCUAUAUACGUGUAUAUAUACGUGUAUACAUAAUCAUCGUGUAUAAUUAUUAAGUUUAUUCAGUGCCGCGUGCGUUAUUUAUAAAUCUAACCAACAACUUCGAUCUGAAUUGGUGAUUGUUUCAAAAUACUCCUGUAUUAGUCUCCAGCAUGGAUUCUUUUGAAAAAGAAUAUCCAGAUUUGGCAGAUGUUUGCAAACACUUUUGGGAUUGCGGAAUAGAGUCAGAGCAAUUUUACACAGUUGAAAUUUCAAAUAUUGAGUCACUUUUAAAGCCUUUCUCAAUAAGUAAAAAAAAUUCAUUUAUCUCAUCUUAUUUUUUUGAGAAAAAUUUACAUUUGGAUAGAAAUAGUGAAUCCUCUUCAAAUACUAACAAUAAUAUUAUAAAUAAUAAGAGACCACAUUCACCAGAAGAUACUAUUGUAGCAGAAAUUGAUAAUCCCUGUAAGCGAUCAAAUUUAGAAACACCAGUGGAAGGUUUUAAUUUUUUUUUCCAUCUCUAUAGAUUAUUUUUAAUUUUUGUUGUUGAUCUGAUUAAAGUAUGUAUUACAGAACCAUUUACUUUUAAAAAAAAUGAAAUUUAUUAUUUAAUUGAGGGCAGUGACCAAGGGAAUUUUAUUUUGAGAAAAUAUGAAAAAUUUGGAAAAGUCGACUUUUCUAAAGUUAUUCCCAUUGUUAUAUACAGAUACAUUAAUAAAGACCCUCUGUUUUAUAUGUAAGUC